Abrus precatorius (Indian licorice) is the source of this 3234-nucleotide messenger RNA. Its product is annotated as anaphase-promoting complex subunit 2. Gene Ontology annotation, cellular component: anaphase-promoting complex. The record is from RefSeq and is a predicted model, not a curated record. Bases 41 to 2698 code for a protein of 885 amino acids. NCBI's taxonomy places the organism in Eukaryota, Viridiplantae, Streptophyta, Magnoliopsida, Fabales, Fabaceae. The transcript has 16 exons. Gene Ontology annotation, molecular function: ubiquitin protein ligase binding. Gene Ontology annotation, biological process: ubiquitin-dependent protein catabolic process.
UCAAACGUGGGACAGUGAACACUUUUUGAGUUGAGUGAGCAUGGAAGAACCCAACUCGUCUUUCUUCAACCUAGCGGUUUUGGAUACUCUCACCCAACACUCAGUGCACGAAAUCAUCGAAAGCUACAAUGGAUUCUGCAACGCUACGCAAUCCCUUCUCAGCGGUAACAGUGAUCUCUCUGUUGGUACUGUCUUCGUUUCUCACGUUCACGCUCUCUGCAAACACCACCUUGAAUCCCUCGUCCAAGACCACUUUCUACGAGUCCUAGAGGAAAUGUUUGAACGAAAUGGGGCAUCCAGAUUUUGGCGCCAUUUUGAUCCUUAUGCUCAUGUUGAGGGUUUGAGCAAGAGUGAUGAUCUCGGUAUUGAUGAGGAUGACAUUCAGAGUGUGUUGUAUAAUGCAUUGGAAGAAAUCUCUUUGGAGAAACAGUAUCAGGAAAAGCUUUUGUUAAUGUUGGUUCGUGCUUUACAAUCUUUCAAGGACAAGAUGCCAGAGGAAAAGCAUAAUUUUGAGGCAGAAAGAAAUUAUCUUACAUCUAAGUAUCAAUGGAUUGUCUCUUCUGUACUUAUGGCUACACUUCCUCGGCAUUUCCCUGUUAUACUGCAUUGGUAUUUUAAGAGAAAACUGGAGGAGUUAAGUACAAUCAUGGAUGGGGAGUUUCAUGAUGAUGCAUUUCAAAAUAAGGAUGGCAUGGAUUUAGAUGAAAAAGGAAAAAUGUGCAACAAGGUUGGUGAAAUGGAUGUUGAUGAAUGCUAUAACGACCAUAGGUUCUCAGAAAACAGUAGACUAGUGAAGAAUAUUGGAAAAGUUGUUCUUGAUCUUAGAAAUCUUGGAUUUACUUCCAUGGCUGAAGAUGCUUAUGCUUCUGCUAUAUUUUUACUACUAAAGGCAAAAGUAUAUGAUGUAGCUGGUGAUGAUUUUAGGAAUUCUGUUUUACAAUCUAUUAAAAGCUGGAUACAGGCUGUUCCUCUCCAGUUUCUGCAUGCCCUUCUUGUCUAUCUUGGUGAUUUUGUUAGUUACGAGAGUACUUCUUCAGGCGUCAAAUCACCUUUGGCACCACAACCAUCCUCAUGCUGUCCUGGAAUUGAUACUCCCUCUGAAGGGCUUGUUAGGUGGAAGUUGCGGCUGGAGUAUUUUGCAUAUGAAACACUACAAGAUUUAAGAAUAGCCAAAUUAUUUGAGAUAAUUGUUGAUUAUCCUGAGAGUUCUCCUGCAAUUGAAGACUUAAAAUUGUGUCUUGAAUACACUGGACAACAUUCAAAACUGGUGGAGUCAUUUAUUUCAGCACUGCGGUAUCGCUUGCUUACUGCAGGCGCAUCAACCAAUGAUAUAUUACACCAGUAUGUUUCGACUAUUAAAGCCCUAAGAACAAUAGACCCUGCUGGUGUUUUCCUUGAGGCAGUUGGUGAACCCAUAAGGGAUUAUUUAAAAGGAAGGAGAGAUACCAUAAAAAGUAUAGUAACCAUGCUGACAGAUGGGACUGGUGGAAAUUCAAGUUCUUCUGGAAAUUCUGGUGAUAGCCUUCUUGAAGAACUGAACAGAGAUGAAGAAAUUCAAGAGAAUGCUGGUGUUGAGGAUGAUUUUAACACUGAUGAUAGGCAAGCAUGGAUCAAUGCCACACGAUGGCAGCCUGACCCUGUGGAAGCAGAUCCAUUAAAGGGAAGCAGAAACCAAAGGAAGGUUGACAUACUUGGAAUGGUUGUUGGCAUAAUUGGUUCAAAAGAUCAAUUAGUUCAUGAAUAUCGAACUAUGCUUGCUGAGAAACUUCUAAAUAAAUCUGAUUAUGAUAUUGAUUCAGAGAUACGCACGCUAGAACUCCUAAAGAUACACUUUGGAGAGAGCAGCCUACAGAAAUGUGAGAUUAUGCUCAAUGAUCUAAUUGGCUCAAAGAGAGCCAACACUAACAUUAAAGCUACCAUAAGUCAGCCAUCUCAGACAAGUGUUGAUGUGGGAGACUGUGCAAUAUCCAUGGACACUAUUUCUGCCACUAUCAUAUCUUCUAAUUUCUGGCCUCCAAUACAGGAUGAACCCCUUAAUCUGCCUGAACCUGUUGACCAACUCCUCUCUGAUUAUGCAAGGAGAUUUAAUGAAAUCAAAACUCCCCGUAAGCUGCAGUGGAAAAAAAGCCUUGGAACCAUCAAGUUGGAGUUGCAGUUUCAAGAUAGAGUAAUGCAAUUCACAGUAGCUCCUGUUCAUGCAUCUAUCAUUAUGAAAUUUCAAGAUCAACCAAGUUGGACCUCUAAAAAUCUUGCAACUGCUAUUGGGAUACCAGCAGAUGUUUUGAAUCGGAGAAUAAAUUUUUGGAUAAGCAAGGGGAUCAUUGCAGAGGCACAAGGGGCAGAUUCCUCUGACCAUGUGUACACCAUUGUGGAAAAUAUGGUUGAAACAAAUAAGAAUGGAGGCAGUACUGGUAGUACUCAGGAACUUCUAGGAGGUGAUGAGGAGGAAGAGAGAUCUGUGGCAUCUGUGGAAAAUCAACUCCGUAAGGAAAUGACUGUAUACGAGAAAUUUAUCCUGGGGAUGCUCACAAAUUUCGGUAGUAUGGCAUUAGAUCGAAUUCACAAUACUCUGAAGAUGUUUUGCAUUGCUGAUCCUCCGUAUGACAAGUCACUGCAACAACUACAAAGCUUUUUAUCGGGUCUUGUGUCUGAGGAGAAAUUAGAACUUAGGGAUGGAAUGUACUUUCUAAAGAAGUAGUGGGCUUUCAGAGUUGAAAUGAAGCCAUCAUUUUGGUUGAGUUUUUGAGCAAAAAGGUGAAAUUUAUAAAUAUUUUCCAGCGCCUGAAUUUCAUGAAAUUGCUAUUUAUUGCUUAGUCCUUAGCAGUUAUCACAAAUUUCUUUCAUUGCAUCAAUCGUAGUUGUCCAUUUUUUCAUUGACGUGUUAUUUAUCUUACAGAAGGUUCAUUGAAUAACUUCACCCUUGGCAAUUUGUAGUUGAGCUUCAUUUUUAUUGGCAUCUUUGUGUUGUCCUAAGGAAAUUUCUUACUCUUGGUUAGAGUUUGUUGCCAAACUUGGCUAGUUGUAGUAUCAAUGUGAAGUUUUCAUGAAGUAGUUAAGAUAACAUUGGUUCCACUGUAGAGAUAAAGCAAAUUCAUGCAGACCAAGGAUCAUCUUUGCUCAAGGAGAGUGGUGGAUUUGAGGACAUUAUUGGCUUCUUUAGUUUUCAUCUUGUGCCAAAGGCUUGCCAAAUGUUUUUUCAACCUCCUCUUUUUUGAUAUUUUAUAUUCUCAAAGU